This is a messenger RNA of Vigna angularis (adzuki bean), 1098 nucleotides long. RefSeq lists its product as uncharacterized. The transcript has a single exon. Lineage: Eukaryota; Viridiplantae; Streptophyta; Magnoliopsida; Fabales; Fabaceae. The record is from RefSeq and is a predicted model, not a curated record. Bases 1 to 1098 code for a protein of 365 amino acids.
AUGGACCGGUACCAGAAAACCGUCCGGCGGGUAAAGACGCUAAGUCCGGAACUCGCCCUUCAUUACAUCCUACCCGCCCUCAAGCCCGGACCAUUCAAAGACAGCGUCUGUCGGCAAGCUCCUAAGACCAUGGAGGAGCUGAGGGAACGCGCGGCAGACGAGAUCAGGGUUGAGGAGAUGAAGUUAUCUUACAAGAAGGAGAGUCAGGAGCUGCGGAGCGAGAAGGCGGACGGGGGGAAACCCGGUAAUUCGAGAGGAAAACCGGGCGGUGGCAGGCAGAAGGAACCGCGUCGAGGGCCCCGUUUCCAGCAGUAUACCCCCCUGAACGCCCCCCGGGAGAAGAUCCUACAGGAGGCGCUCAGCGCGGAUCUGCUCCCAGAACCCGUGAAGCGACCGACACCAUCCGGCGCGGAUGAAAGUAAACACUGCGCCUACCACAAGAACAUGGGUCAUACCACCGAGGAGUGUAUGACCCUGAAGGACAAAAUUGAAGAGCUGAUCCAGGCGGGGAAGCUGAAGAAGUACAUACGGGACGAUCGUCCUCAGGCGCCCGCCGAGAGGACUGCCAGGCGACCAGCAUACAGGUCCGAGAGACCUAGGAACGACCGGAACGAACGUCCUCGCUCCGAGCGAAGACGGAGCCGAAGCCGGAGUAGAAGUCGCGAACAUCCGCUAAGGGGGCACAUCAACACGAUCUCCGGAGGGUUUGCCGGGGGAGGAUCAUCGUCGUCCGCCCGAAAGCGCCACAUACGAGCACUACAUUCAGUGCAUUUAGUAGAUAGGCCCCAGCGCACUAUGCCCCCCAUCACAUUCUCGGAUGAAGACUUCCACACGCCCGACCCCGAUCAGGACAACCCCAUGGCGAUAACGGCCGAGAUUGCCCGCUACGGCGUCAGCAAGGUCUUGGUGGAUCAGGGGAGCUCAGUGAAUAUCCUCUACUGGAAAACUUUCCAGCAGAUGGACAUCUCGGAAGAUCUCAUCGUUCCCUACAACGGCCAGAUCGUAGGAUUUCCGGGAGAGAGAGUGGACACUCGCGGUUAUCUGGAGUUAAGGACGAGGCUGGGAACCGGACGAUCAAGUGUAGAAAAGAGAGUCUGA